This is a messenger RNA of Seriola dumerili (greater amberjack), 1104 nucleotides long. Its product is annotated as claudin-4-like. Gene Ontology annotation, molecular function: structural molecule activity. The record is from RefSeq and is a predicted model, not a curated record. NCBI's taxonomy places the organism in Eukaryota, Metazoa, Chordata, Actinopteri, Carangiformes, Carangidae. Gene Ontology annotation, biological process: bicellular tight junction assembly; cell adhesion. The coding region runs from base 112 to 735 and encodes 207 amino acids. The transcript has a single exon. Gene Ontology annotation, cellular component: plasma membrane; bicellular tight junction.
CAAACAUUUACUCUUGGGCUUCAACCAAGCAAGAUUUUACUGACUUCCAGAGACACAACUUUUGGACCUUUUUUUUUUUUGACAUCUGAGCAAGAAGCUUUCUGAGGAAACAUGGUGUCAGCCAGCUGUCAGAUGUUGGGCACUGCCCUGUGCAUUAUUGGCUGGAUUGGGGUUAUCGUUGCCUGCGCUCUGCCCCAGUGGAAAGUAACAGCCUUCAUCGGCCAGAGCAUCGUCACUGCUCAAACCACUUGGGAAGGCAUCUGGAUGAACUGUGUGAUCCAGAGCACAGGCCAGAUGCAGUGCAAGGUUUAUGACUCCAUGUUGGCCCUUUCCCGGGACCUCCAGGCUGCUCGUGCCCUCAUCAUCAUCUCUGUCCUGAUUGGCAUCGUCGGCAUCCUCCUGUCCAUGGCAGGGGGCAAGUGCACCAACUGCGUGGAGGACGAGAGCUCCAAAAUCAAGAUUGGCAUAGCAUCUGGAGUGGUCUUCAUUGUUGCUGGUGUUUUGUGCCUCAUCCCAGUGUCCUGGACAGCAAACACCACCAUAAGGGACUUCUACAACCCACUAGUGCCCCAGGCUCAGAAGAGGGAGCUGGGAGUUUCACUCUUCAUCGGCUGGGGGGCCUCAGCCCUCCUCAUCAUGGGAGGUGCGAUCCUCUGUGCCAACUGUCCUCCCAAGGAUAACUACUCUGCCAAGUACUCGGCUGCCCGCUCAUCUGCACCCAAGGACUACGUCUGAGGAGAGAGAAGCCAAACGAGGAAGCCAAGAGACUGUAAAACGGACUUGAGUCGAAGGCUUUGUGAUCAAUGAUACUGAUCCAUAUUGCCACAUUUAGUAUGAUUUGAAUUUCACACUGAUGUUAUGGAGCUCACAGUUUGGUUUGAUGCUGUCAUGUUGAGUUACUGCACUUCUGGAUUUGUUUCAUCUGUGCCAAGAAAAAGAGAUGUGCACCACACCCAGACAACUGCUCCUGAGGCAGAAAAGAUCAACAUUUAACAUCAUGAUUACUUUGAUGGAUUGUCUUUUCCUUUUACAUAUCAUUUUAUUUUAAAAUGUGUUUUAUACUUGAUUGUCUAAAACUGUAAAUAAAGAUUUUUUUUAUCAAUA